AAACUGACAAAGUGGUUUUUGUUUGCACUUAGCACACAAGAUUAUGGAAACCAAGGCAGAGGUUGUUUCAUCUCCUUCUGAAUCCAGCUCCAUAUACGUUUCUUCUAUGGAACUUGGAAUUGAGAAUUUCGGCUGCACGCAUUACAGAAGGAGAUGCAAGAUCAGAGCACCAUGUUGUGAUGAGGUUUUUGACUGUAGGCAUUGCCAUAACGAAGCUAAGAACUCUGAGGAGAUUAAUCCUAUGGAUCGCCAUGAUAUCCCACGCCAUGAAAUUAAAAAGGUCAUCUGCUCCUUGUGUGAUACAGAGCAAGAUGUUCAACAGUACUGCAUUAACUGUGGGGUAUGCAUGGGCAAGUAUUUUUGUGCUACAUGCAAAUUCUUCGAUGAUGAUACUUCAAAGAACCAAUACCAUUGUGAUGAAUGUGGCAUCUGCAGAACUGGAGGCAAGGAUAACUUUUUCCAUUGCAAGAGAUGUGGAUGUUGCUACUCCAAGGUAAUGGAAGAGGGGCAUCGUUGUGUAGAAAGAGCAAUGCAUCAUAAUUGCCCUGUUUGCUUUGAGUAUCUAUUUGAUACAGUAAGAGAUAUUACUGUCUUACCUUGCGGGCAUACUAUACAUUUAGAGUGUGUUAAAGAGAUGGAACAACAUCAUAGGUUUUCAUGUCCUGUUUGCUCAAAAUCCAUCUGUGACAUGUCAAGUUUGUGGAAGAAGCUUGACCAAGUGAUCGCAUCAACUCCAAUGCCUGAAACUUACAAAAAUAAGAUGGUAUGGAUACUCUGCAAUGAUUGUGGAACAAACUCCUACGUGCAAUUCCACAUUGUGGGGCAUAAGUGUUCAAGUUGCAACUCAUACAACACAAGGCAGAUACAGGGAAUACCUACUACCUCAUACUCCUCUAGGGUGGCUGGGAUAGUGAGAUGAGAAUUGGGUUGCAGAGAGAUCUCCACUCUAAACAUUGCCUUCCCUCUGGGAUGGAAAAAGCUCUUGUUGAGUAUAAUUGCCAUUUUCCCGAUUCUAGUUUAGUAGAAUUCUUUUGAUGAUGGUGGAAGAGGGUUGAAAAUUUGUUCAAGAAAGUAGUAUA
Molecule: messenger RNA, 1079 nt
Organism: Gastrolobium bilobum
Lineage: Eukaryota; Viridiplantae; Streptophyta; Magnoliopsida; Fabales; Fabaceae
Product: E3 ubiquitin-protein ligase RZFP34
Exons: 12
Coding region: 44-919 (291 amino acids)
Biological process (GO): protein ubiquitination; ubiquitin-dependent protein catabolic process
Cellular component (GO): nucleus
Molecular function (GO): zinc ion binding; ubiquitin protein ligase activity
Source: RefSeq, a predicted model, not a curated record